AAACAGAGAGACAUAUAAAACAAACAUAACAGGCACACAUACUAAGUCUCCCAAUUACCAAUCAGAACCAGAGUCGCUCAAACCCCAAACUCAAAACUAAACAGAGCAGAGAGCUGAAAUUAAAUGGAGGAGGAUCUCCAUCACCGUGUGAGUGGUGAUUCCAUACGACGCCGUUUCCUGGAUUUUUAUGCUUCUCGGGGUCACACGGUUCUUCCGAGUGCAUCUCUUGUGCCAGAUGAUCCCACAGUUCUAUUAACGAUUGCUGGAAUGCUCCAAUUCAAGCCUAUUUUCCUUGGUCAGGUUCCUAGACAAGUACCUCGUGCAGUAACUGCGCAAAGGUGCAUACGCACAAACGAUGUGGAGAAUGUUGGUAGAACAGCUCGGCAUCAUACACUCUUUGAGAUGCUUGGGAAUUUCAGUUUUGGAGAUUACUUCAAGGAGGAAGCAAUACCUUGGGCAUGGGAGCUUUCAACUAAAGAAUUUGGACUGCCAGCUGAGAGAUUAUGGGUUAGUGUCUUUGAAGAUGACGAUGAAGCUUUUGAAAUCUGGCAUAAAAAGGUGGGUGUUCCGGCUGAGCGCAUAAAGAGAAUGGGCAAAGAUGACAACUUUUGGACUAGCGGAGUCACUGGUCCCUGCGGGCCCUGCUCUGAGGUGUAUUUUGAUUUCCAACCAGAGAGGGGACAUUCAGAUGCUGAUCUCAAUGAUGACACCAGAUUUUUAGAGUUCUACAAUCUAGUUUUCAUGGAAUUCAACAAGAAGGAUGAUGGUUCACUAGAGCCCUUAAACCAGAAGAAUAUAGAUACCGGGCUUGGCCUCGAGAUGGCUCGCAUCCUUCAGGAGGUUCCGAACAACUAUGAAACUGACUUGAUCAGACCAAUUAUAGAGAAGACCUCAGAAAUUGUAAAUGUGUCAUAUGACACAGCUGUUGACUGCUCAAAAUUGAAUUUCAAAAUUGUAGGAGAUCAUUUACGCGCGAUUGUAAACCUGAUAUCAGAUGGAGUUGUUCCAUCAAAUAUUGGAAGAGGUUAUGUCCCUCGAUUCCUAAUCAGAAGGUCUGUUCGCUGUGCUCGGUGGCUUGUUAAAAAGGGGGGUUCUCAGGGCAGCCUCAAAGGAGCAAUUUUAGCCACCAUUGCAGCAAAAGCAAUAGAGAUGAGCACCAACAUCAAUCCGGAUGUAAAAGAUAGAGCACCCCAUAUUCUUGAGGAGUUGAAAAGGGAAGAACUUAAAUUUGUGAAGACAUUGGAGAGAGGAGAAAAAUUUCUUGAGCAAAUGCUAGUUGAGGCAUUAUUAAAUGCAAAAGAAAGUGGGAAUAUACCUUGCUUGUCCAGCAAGGAUGCUUUUCUUUUGUAUGAUACAUAUGGGUUUCCUGUCGAAAUAACAGCAGAAGUGGCUGAAGAACGUGGUGUAAGUAUAGAUAUGAAUGGUUUUCAUACUGAAAUGGAAAACCAACGUCGUCAAUCUCAGGCUGCACAUACUGAUGUCAAACUUUCCAUGGGAAAUAGUGCUGAUCUUACGAAAAAUGUUCCCAACACUGAAUUUGUUGGCUACAUUACGCUUUCUACAGCAGCAAUAGUGGAAGGCCUUAUAGUGAAUGGGAACAAGGUCAUGCAGGUUUCCGAAGGAAGUGAUGCUGAUAUAUGGUUGAACCGGACUCCAUUUUAUGCAGAAUCAGGUGGUCAAAUUGGAGAUCACGGAACUUUAUAUAUUCCAGGUGAAAACCAACAUAAGGUUGUUGUGGAGAUAAAAGAUGUCCAAAAAUUCGGUAACAUAUUUGUUCAUAAGGGUACAAUCAGAGAGGGAGUUCUACAGGUUGGCGAAGAAGUGGAAGCAACAGUUGAUGCAAAACUAAGGCAACAUGCUAAGGUUCAUCAUACCGCCACACAUUUGCUUCAAUCUGCUCUUAAGAAAGUUUUAGGUCAUGAAACUUCACAAGUUGGCUCAUUGGUGGCUUUUGACCGUUUAAGAUUUGAUUUCAACUUCUGCCGGCUGCUUACUGACAGUGAGCUUGCUGAAAUUGAAAGACUAGUAAAUAACUGGGUUGCAGAUGCAAUACUGCUUCAAACGAAAGUGAUGCCUCUUUCUGAAGCAAAAGGUGCAGGGGCCAUUGCAAUGUUUGGAGAAAAAUAUGGUGAAGAGGUACGUGUUGUAGAGGUUCCUGGUAUAUCCAUGGAACUUUGCGGUGGGACUCAUGUGAGCAACACUUCUGAAAUACGCGGGUUUAAAAUACUUUCUGAACAAGGUAAAGCAUCCGGAAUCAGGCGCAUAGAAGCUGUGGCUGGUGAAUCGUUUAUGGAAUAUAUCAAUUCCAGAGAUUAUCAUAUGAAGCAGCUGUGUUCCACCCUCAAUGUGAAAGCUGAAGAAGCAAAAAAUAGGGUAGACAACCUCUUGGAGGAGUUACAGAUGAGCAAAAAUGAAGCUUCUACUUUGCGAGAAAAGAUAGCAGUUCACAAAGCAUCAGUAAUGGCAACCCAGGGAAUUUCUGUGGGGAGUUCAAAAACAGUCGGAGUACUAGUUGAGUCCAUGGAUGAUACGGACGCUGAUUCGCUGAAAAAAGCCGCGGAAUAUCUUGUUGAUACAUUAGGAGAUCCAGCAGCUGUGAUUCUAGGCUCUUGUCGAGGGAAUGAGAAGGUGAGUUUGGUUGCUGCAUUCACCCCAGGGGUUGUCCAGUUGGGAAUGCAUGCAGGGAAGUUCAUAGGCCCUAUUGCUGAGUUUUGUGGUGGUAGAGGCGGUGGAAAGCCUAACUUUGCUCAGGCAGGCGGGAGGAAGCCUGAAAAUUUGUCGAGUGCACUAGAAAAAGCUCGGUCCGAAAUCUUCUUAAAACUCUCAGAAAUGGAAAGUUUAAAGUCAUAGGGAUGUCUAUCUUUGAAGUGGUUCAACAAUAUUGGAUUUGCAGUCUACUGGUUUGUUUUCCUUGGGUGUAACAGUCCGUAGUGUUACAAUAUAUACAUUUGCUACAUAUGUAGCUACACAUAAAACAUCAACUAUUUCGUAUAUUCAUAUAAAAUAUGUAAAUUAAUUAAUAAAAUCAUGUAAUGGUGUGGUUGGCACACUCAUUCGUUGAAGUUUUAUAUAUGUAUAUUGAAGUAGAAUUCUCUCU
This is a messenger RNA of Malus domestica (apple), 3097 nucleotides long. Its product is annotated as alanine--tRNA ligase, chloroplastic/mitochondrial-like. Gene Ontology annotation, molecular function: nucleic acid binding; alanine-tRNA ligase activity; aminoacyl-tRNA deacylase activity. Gene Ontology annotation, biological process: alanyl-tRNA aminoacylation. The record is from RefSeq and is a predicted model, not a curated record. Gene Ontology annotation, cellular component: cytosol; chloroplast; cytoplasm. Lineage: Eukaryota; Viridiplantae; Streptophyta; Magnoliopsida; Rosales; Rosaceae.